UCAGAUUACCUCAUGUCUCAUUCACCGCAGCUGAAGUUAAACACUGAAAGUGUUGAACGAGGAAUCCAGCCCAGUGGACCGUCUGUCAACAGCUCGAGCUGUCUUGAGAAAACCACCGACAACUUAAACAAACGGAGACAGUGGAGCAAGCAAAGAAACGCAUCAGACGACACUCAGCUUCCCAAAAGACAGGAGACCCCCACACACAUGGGGAAGAGCACGGCUGAGGACCUCAGGAGGGUGAGCGUUUGCCCUCCUGAGCUCUCGUCGGAGGCAGAGAAGACGUACGCUGGAGCGAAGUUCAGCGAGCCACCCUCGCCCAGCGUCCUCCCCAAACCGCCAAGCCACUGGGUGGGAGAAGGUGCUCUUCACCAUCCAGCCGUACAGCAGCACUGCAGUAAAGAGCAGAUGUCUGUGCACCUCAAAACCCUGCUGAAGGUCCGAGCAGAACCCUGAGCUCAUAAUGGGACACUUCAGAAAAUAAUACGGACUGGUAACAUCCCGUUCAAGAACUAUUGAACUUUGCAGUUGUUUAGGAAAGCUAAUGUGAGUUAAAGGAAUAGUUCAGCCCAAAAUGAAAUUAUUUACUAGGGCUGGGAAAAAUAA
Molecule: messenger RNA, 606 nt
Organism: Sinocyclocheilus grahami
Lineage: Eukaryota; Metazoa; Chordata; Actinopteri; Cypriniformes; Cyprinidae
Product: proline-rich nuclear receptor coactivator 2-like
Exons: 2
Coding region: 13-456 (147 amino acids)
Source: RefSeq, a predicted model, not a curated record